Molecule: messenger RNA, 8052 nt
Organism: Aedes aegypti (yellow fever mosquito)
Lineage: Eukaryota; Metazoa; Arthropoda; Insecta; Diptera; Culicidae
Gene: Set2
Product: probable histone-lysine N-methyltransferase CG1716
Exons: 6
Coding region: 283-7737 (2484 amino acids)
Biological process (GO): regulation of DNA-templated transcription
Cellular component (GO): nucleus; chromosome
Molecular function (GO): protein binding; histone H3K36 methyltransferase activity
Source: RefSeq, a predicted model, not a curated record
UCGAAGUCAAUUAAUCGAUUAUCUCGAUUAUUAAGUGAGUCAGCUAUCGAUGAAAAAUUAAUCGAUUAGUGAGUCGAUUAAUCGAUUAAUCGAAAUAAUCGAUUAAUUUGCGACAACCCUACACGUCGUCCGCCAUUUGUGUUUGCCUGGAAGCACCUCCUGCCAAUUUUGGGAUUUAUAAUUGGAUUUUUCAGCCCGAAAUCGCGUUAAAUUUGAACUGUUUCCGUCGCCGAACGUAAGUACAGUGGGCCGUUGUCCGAUGGGUGAUAAUUAUCGCUGAAAAUGGUUCGAACUACACGCACAUCGGCAGCGGUGAAAAACUCCACCCUGGCAAGUGGAGGCAGCAGUAGCGCUAGCAGUACUGAUAGUGAUAAGGGUGAGGCUCCGCCUCCGGAAGACAGCGGAAAUGUUGCGGGGACGGAUGAGAUGAGCGCUGGAGCAGUGGAUGAAGCGGCCUUGUCUUCCAAGAUGAGAGCGUCUGUGGUGCUGGAGAAGUUACCGAUGGAGCAGAUUAGUCCUUCCGGGCCUUCGGCGGGGUCCGGAAGUGCUCGCAAGGGUGCGCGGGGACGAAAAAAAUCGAUCGGACCGCCAAGGGCUACCCGGAGCCAACAGAGAGUGCGCCUAACUUCGGCGAUGGAGGAGAAGGAAGACUCCAAUGAUGAUGGACUGGUUGAGUUGAUCGAGAUUGUGGAUGAAGAUUCAAAGUCGCACGAGGGAAGUAAUAUGACGCCAUCGGAGGUGUCUGAAUCGACGUCCAUGGCGGUGGAGAAGGAACUGGAAGAGCCGAAGGAAGCGAAAAUGGAGAUUGAUAAGGAAUCAGAAGAGCUGACGGUUCAGAUUGAUAAGAAAUCUGAUGAGGAUGAAGCAUCCAAUACCGGUAGUGGCAGCGGACCUUCAGUUCCACCGGAAAACGAAGGAGAAAGUAGUUCGAAAACUGAAUUGAUCGGCACCCGCAAAUCCAAACGGCAAGUCAAAGUGACGAAUAAGUUUCGAGAUUUUGUGGUGGACGCCCCUCUGCCAUCGUCUCAGGUGCCGUACGCCGAUGUAAAGCUGGCCCGCAGUAACGGAGGUGGUCGGAAGAGUCUACCCACUAAGGAGCCGGAAGUGAUGUCCUCGAGCGAAGAUUUGUCUCCGGAUUCGCCACCAACAAUGCUUUUUCCUCCGUUGCGAACCUACGGAAGUAAGAAGAAAGACAAGGAGGAAGAGGUGGACGGAACCAGACGAAGACCCACGCGUGCAUGCACCCCGAUUCCACGUGAAAGAUUUCGCAAGAAACGAACCAAGUCAAUCGUUGGGGAAGGAAGCUCCUUGGAUUGGGCGAUUGAUAGCAUUACGCUAUCUUCAUUUGAAGAUCCAAACGAUUCAACGUUAACUUGUAACUUUGAUAGCAGCUAUUUUUCGGAUGACGAUCUGUAUGGAUUCGAUAGUCCUUCACCGGAGGAGUUCUGCGGCUGGCCGGAAGAGGAGUUCACCAACGUUGAAGCGGGUCCUUCGGGCUCUUCGCUGUCGUCGAUGAUGUCAUUCAGAUCAUUAACGAUUCAACCGUCAGAGGAAGACACCUCCGGAAUUGAAGACAAAUCCGAGGUGGAAGUCGUAACGAAGAAGCGAAGGGGACGGCCAGCAAAAACGGCGACCACACCGCAGCCGAUUAUUCCGGUGCAGGAUGACCGAGAGCGUCCGGCGGGAUCUAUGUUCAUCAAAAGAUCAUACAAAACGACAAGAAGCAGCGCAGCAGCGGCUUCGGUCAAGACAGUCGACGUAUCCCCGGAAGUGAAAGCACCGGAAGCAGUCGAGGAGAAGAUUCAACCAAAAGAGGAACCUCCAAUAAUGAUUGAAGAACGGGAGGAGCCUGCGGAAACAACAGUCAAUACGACCGCUGAAAGCGAGGAUGUUCUGGAUGAUGCCAUGGAAAUUGUCCUCCAAGCCGAUGAGAUCAUAAUGGAUGAUCAGGAGGAAGCAAUGACUCCGGUGGUUCCUAUUGCUCCAAAACCAUUCAGGAAACGGCGCAUUCGCGGAGGCACUCGACCUACACCGGCGGAUGGGCCACGUAGAGGACGAAGUCGGAGGGAUACGGCUCCGAGUGCGGAAGAAGACACCGUUGAAGUGAUAAAGCCCGUCGACGAAGAUGAGGAAUCUGAGGAGUUGAAGGUGCAGAUGUCAGUGCCAGAAGAAGCUUCAGAGGUUGCGAUGGAGGUCGAUGCUUCGGUUAAACCUGUUGUGGAGGAAUCUACUGCUCCAAUGGAAGUCGAACCCGAAGUUGCUAUUGAGCAGACACCAGCUGAAGUGAAGGUAGAACCGGAAACAGUAACUCCGACUCCAGCAGUGGUACAAGAAGCGGAAAAGACGUCAAAAAAGACACCAACGAAAGAAUCGCGACGGAAGUCUACCUCGGAGCGUAGGAAAUCCACGCACAGUCCUAGGAGAUUGAAGGUAGAGCCUGUUGAACAGGCUACAAAGGAACCAGAAACGUGCAGGGAAGUAAUCGAACCAGUGAAGGUUGAACAGGUUGAACCGAUUGUGACGGAACAGAAAGAAGCGACGCCAUGUGAACCAGAAAAGGAGCAAACCAAAGAAGAAGUACGCGUCAAGAUAAAAGAAGAACCACCAUUGGAAGUUCAAACAGUGCCCAAAGCAGAUGCCUCCUCAAUAACACCGAAAGAGCAGAAGAAAUCAUCAAAAGAAGGUCGUGAAUCUCGCAAAGAUUCGAGGAAGUCCAAGAAUCGCGAAAGGGAACACUCCUCCAAAGAUAAGCGAGAAAGAGAACCAUCGAAGAGCCGCUCCAGCAGUAGCAGUAACAAGGAUCGCAGUAAGGAUAAAGAUCGCGACAAGGACAAAGAUCGGGAUAAGGACAAAGAUCGCAAGCGAUCGUCUGACAAAAAAGAGCGCCGAUCCGAAACAGAUAAGAAGCCAGACGUGGAGAAGAAACGUCCAGCAGAGGUGGUCGUUGAGAAGAAACCGACCGAACUGGAAAAGAAGGAAGAGAUAAUGAAGCCUCCAACGCCCGUACCGAAGCAGUCCGAUAAGCCGAAAAAGUGCUUCGAUAGCGAGCUGCAAGCUCUGGAUUCGACUUCGAAGCAGCCGAAAUCAGCGGAGGACGUGAAGCGAUCGUCGAAAGAAAUGGAAAAGCCAUCACGCAAAUCGGACAAGCAUAGUAAACGUCGCAGCGAGUCGGAGACGAAGAAGAAGCAUAGCAGCAGUGAACAGAAAGCGAAGGAAUCGAAGGAGAAGAGUCGUUCGACGGAUUGCUCACCGGUUCCGAGCAAGGUUGGAUCCUCGAAGAAGUCCUCUAAAGAGUCCUCCUCCAGCGGUAAGCGAGAAUCUUCUAGCAGCUCAAAGUCGCGCAAGAGUUUGAAGGACGAUAAGCCGAAGGAAAAGGAGAAGCCUAAGGAUAAACCGGUAGAGCUUCCGCCGCCGGUCGAGGUGAAAACGGUGCAACCUGAACCACCCCAACCGGAAGAAGUUCCAGUUAAGGAAGAACCGGAAGUCCAGCCCGUAGUGAAAGAAGAACUUCCACCGCCGGAACCGCCUCGGAUUGUGACCAAGGCGUCGCGGAAGAUGUACCAAAAUGACGAGGAGCUUAAGAUCAUCACAUCUUCUCAGGAAUCCCUAGUCGCCGAAUCGCCGGUCAUUGUUCCAAAGGAAGAACCAACAGUUUUGGAAACUCCCGAUGUUCAGGAAAUCUCCGAAGCGUUCGAGGCCAGCGUGAACAUUUCCGGUCCCCGCCCGGAAGUUGCCCUCAAAGAGUUCGAAAACAUUACGCUCUCCGACGAAAAACCCUCGGAAGAGGCCGUCAAGGUAGAGGAAGAUCCAUUGGUACUUGAGACGGAACCGAGCUCGCCUCCUCCUGCGUCGCAGGAGUCCAAUGACGAUUCCAAUUCCAACAACAGCUCCAACACGGAAGGAGCUGCAAAAGAUGCAAAGACGGAACCGCAGGACGAUGCCAACAUCCGGAGAUCGUCCCGCAUCAAGACUAUCAGUUCGCAGAAGCAACGAACCAGCGGCCACGGGUUGGUCAAGGAUAGGGAUAAGUUGUUCAAGAAGACCAAUAUUUCGCUGGGCAUCGAUUCGAAGGUCGUUAAGGAUGCCUUGACUGGGAAUUUCAACGUCAUUUCGGCGGGCGAUAUUUCGGGAAUGGAAAUGACGGUACCCAACGAACAGGACGCCUAUGUGACGAACAUCGAACUCUCGGAGGAAUAUCUGCGAGAUAUGGAAGAUAAGCUGAGCCGGUUUGAGACGAUUCGGGAGAACAUGUAUCACUGCGAUAAGGUCAUCAGCAAGGAGGCGAAGAAGAUGAAUUGCGACUGUUUCCUCACAACGGAGGAAAUCGAUCGAGGAGAGCUGGGCUGCGGCGAGGAUUGUCUGAACCGAUUGCUGAUGAUCGAGUGUGGAUCGCGUUGUACAAUUGGGGAACGGUGCACGAACAAGCGCUUCCAGAAGUUGGAAUAUGCAAACUGCCAAGUAUUCCGGACGGAGAAGAAAGGCUUCGGCAUCCAGGCCAGUACGGAGAUCGUCCCAGGCGAUUUCAUCAUGGAGUACGUUGGGGAGGUUCUGAACAGCGAGCAGUUUGACGAACGGGCUGAGUUGUACUCCAAGGAGAAGAACCAGCACUAUUACUUCAUGGCGCUGAGGAGUGAUGCCAUAAUUGAUGCCACCACGAAGGGAAACAUAUCCCGAUUCAUAAACCACUCGUGCGACCCUAAUGCGGAGACUCAGAAGUGGACCGUCAACGGAGAACUCAGAAUUGGGUUCUUCUGUACCAAGUACAUAAUGCCAGGAGAAGAAAUCACCUUCGACUAUCAGUUCCAACGCUACGGUCGGAGGGCUCAGAAGUGCUAUUGUGAAGCGGAGAACUGCACCGGCUGGAUCGGUGGAGAUCCUGGCAGCGACGGCGAGUCGGAAUACGAGGAUGAAGAAGAGGUUGAGGAGAGCGAAGAAGAGGAGGAGGAGGUCAAGCCGGAAGUUCCGCCAAUUGUUCCGGCAGUGGUUGAAUCGCCGGUGGAAGCGGUUAAAAGUGAAGAAUCGAUACCACUUGAGGGUGAAGCGAAGCCACAGGUUGAAGGGGAACCGGACGCCACAAAGCCGAUCGCCGUAGAACCGACCGUUGACAAACCACCCGAGCCGAAACCCAAGAAGGUGCGAAAACGCAUCGAACGCCCCAAAAAACGUCGUCCGCAAAUUCACGAAGAUCCGGAUCUGGAGCAGGAGAUCAAUCAUCUGCUCAAGACCGGUCUCAAGAACCAAGCUCAAACACUGAAACUGUCCCGUCUGAUGGUCCGCGCCAAGGAUAUCAAAUCCCGAAGCAGACUGCUGACGAUCCUCCAAAGUGGAGAGCUGCCCUGUCGACGGCUAUUCCUGGACUACCACGGUUUGCGGCUGCUCUACGGAUGGAUCUGCGAGUCCACUGAAUCCAUUGAAGAUCUCAAAUUCCGCAUCCAGAUUCUGGACACUCUCGAUCGCUUACCCAUUCCAAACAAAACCAUGCUGAAGGACAGCAAGAUCAUGCAAACGAUCGAGAAGUGGGCCAAAAUCGAGAAGCUCAAGGAAAAGGAAAAGGAACCAGAGAAGGAGAAGGAAUCGAGCAGCAGUUCUCCGAGUGAUAGCAACGGAGGAGGCAGCGAUAGCAACACCAGCUCCGAUGCCAAGAAGCAGGAAGUCGUCGGCAGCGCAGAAGUCUUGAAGAACAUGCCGGAACUGUUGAAGAUUGCUGACUUAGGAAAACUGAAGGAGAUCAUCAGCAGCACCUGCUCGGAGAAGGAAGGGACGACGGACAAGGAGAAACUUUCUGCACCACCAGCCCCGGAGACCACCAUCGCGUCGACAGUCAGCUUGAUCGAUUCCAUCGAAAUUCCGGAACCGGAAGACGAAAACGCCCCCGAAGAGAAACGGCUGGGAACGCAAAUCCGCAUCCUUUCCUGUAAACUACUCAUCAGUUGGAUCAAUCUGAAAGAGGUAUUCCGGAUCCCGAAGAAAGAACGAAUCGAACAGAUGAAGGAGCACGAACGUGAAGCCGAUUUGCGCUACAAAGCGCUCGGCCUCGGUGACGAUGAUUCAUCUUCACUGCGGCACGCUUCCAGCCGGUUCUUCGAUCGCUCCCGUGAACUCAAACGGCGCAAAUCGAUGGACGAUCGAGAACUCCUAAACUUCCCCAAGAUGAAGCGCCCGCUCAACACUGCCAGUCCAAUGCCCAAAAUGGACCACCUCUCGAAGCAACAGCGGCGCCAGCUGUUCGAAAUGAAGGUCGCCCACGAAGAAGCCGAACGGCGCAACAAAGAACUCUGGAUGCAACACGAAAGCAACUGCCUCAAGUUCGGUCUCAAUCCGCACCACACCAACCCGAUGGAUGUGCCUGCCAAAAUGAAUCCUGCCACCGGAGAGUAUUACUCGGCCGACGAUCGGCCCCUUCCCAGACCCCCCAGUCACAUGUACUUGAAGGUGCAACCGCCACCCAUGCCAACCAAUCCCGAAGACUACGAACUGCCCCCAAUGGAUCUACCUCCGCUAUGGAAGUUCGCGAUCGACGAACGAGGUCGCCUGUACUACUUCCACGUUAAGGAUCGUGUUCCUCAGUGGGAACCACCGAAGAAGAACAACCCCAACGGACCCGGGCAGGGUCUGCGCGACGAGGAUAUCUCCAUGAGCUCCGACUCGAGCACAACCGACACCGAGGACUCGGAGGAGGAAUAUCUGAACACACAGCUGGAUCAGUUGCUCAAGAAGAAGAAGAAACAACAAUCUAGCUUCAAUUUGGACGACGUUCUCGCUAAGCCGGACGACAUGAAUGACGAUCUGUCGAAAACGAUCAGGGAUCUGGAGGCGGGAGAUUCGUCUCCCCAGGCCAGCAGCAGUGGCGAAAAACUGUUCGGCAGUGAAUCGUUCGAGAAGACGGCCGAAGAGCUGAUGCAGCACCGCAAGCGCAAGCACAGCAACAGGCUCGUCCAGGAGAAGAUCAUCAGCCCCCGAACGGAGGAGGACAAACUGUACGGCCAGAUGGAGAUGAAACGAUACAAGGAAACCAAAGAAAAGCUCCGGCGACGGAAGGAGGAAGCCAAGAGGCUGCGAGCGCGAAGCAUGCUGGACAAGUCACUUUCCGAUAGUCCCUUCAGUGGGUCAUAUUCCGGGGAGGCGUUGGACCGAAGCGCCACGGAAAGUUCGCUCAUCGACGACGAUCUUGUCGUUUCACACAAAAUCGUCGACGACAAGUGCAUCGUCGACGAGUUGGACAUUCUGACCAAGAAGAAGAAGAUCUCCCCCUACGAGGAGUGGCAAAAGGUCAAGCAACGGUUGGGCAAGAAGCGCGCCGCGAAGCUGGGCGAAAGUUCCUCAUUCGGUGGAUCAUCUUCCGUGGCGUCUUCCUCGUCGCUGAGCUCGUCGAAAAUUGGCAAGCGGAAGAAGUCCGACCGGUUAGAUCUCAACAGCGACGAAGCUCGCAAAAUCAAGGAAAAGUUCCGCGGCGAAAUAGCCGGGGUAAUUGUACAGCAUUUGGGCGCGUAUCGGAAGGAUUCCUGUCAGACGGGUCGCAUCACCAAUACUGAGGAUUUCAAGCAUUUGGCACGAAAGCUCACCCAUUUUGUCCUUGUAAAAGAACUGAAGCACUGCGACAACACCAUCAACGAGCUGGAAGUGACGGAUUCGGUGCGCACCAAGGCCCGGGAGUUCAUCAAAAAGUACAUGGCCAAACACGGGACGAUAUAUGUGCGAGGCGACAACGAACCCGAUUACGCGAGCAUCAAUCUCUGAGAGGAGGCCAAGGGAAGAGCGGAACCUGCCAAGGAUCCGCCGGCUUCCCAAGAGUAAGUACAAGAAGUACACUGCAACAUGGAUUACAAUUUGGUAAGUUAUUUUAGGGAUAUUUUAUUGCCUUGAAUAAUUAAGUUAGCGCGAUUGAUUUUUAAACAGCUUAAAUUGAGUAGAAGCGUUUGUGUCUAAUUUAUAUAGGAGAUUUAUGUUAAUGUGUGAAUAAUGUAUUCUAAGAGAAUAUGAAGUAUGAAGCGUGCGAUUGAUCGUAAAUUGAUCAAUUUAGCGCAAAAUUGUUCUGAAAUAAAUGAGAAAUCA